GCCCCCCUCAGCAGUUCCGGCGCGGGACCGGAAGUGACGCUGCAGGGGCGGGGCCGAGAGGGCUAGGUGCUGAGCUGAUGACGGUGGCCGCGGUGCGGUGUUGAUAUCCCCAGUUUCCUCCGUGGGCGCCCCAGAUCAGUCAUGUCAUUCUUUCAAGAAGCUCCAUCUUCAAGUAAUGCUCUGCAGACUUCCAACUUUGCACAUGUGAUCUUUCAAAAUGUGGCAAAAAGUUACCUUCCUAAUGUACACCUUGAAUGUCAUUACACUCUGACCCAGUAUAUCCAACCACACCAAAAGGAUUGGGUUGGUAUUUUCAAGGUUGGUUGGAGUACUGCUCGAGACUAUUAUACAUUUCUGUGGUCACCUAUGCCAGAAAAUUAUGUGGAAGGAUCAACUGUUAACUGUGUGCUGUCUUUUCAAGGAUACUAUCUACCAAAUGAUGACGGAGAAUUUUACCAAUUCUGUUAUGUAACCCAUAAGGGUGAGAUCCGUGGAGCAAGUACCCCUUUUCAGUUUCGAACCUCUUCGCCUGUUGAAGAAUUGCUGACUAUGGAGGAUGAAGGAAAUUCUGAUAUGUUGGUGGUGACCACAAAAGCUGGACUUCUUGAGUUUAAAAUUGAAAAAACAAUGAAAGAAAAAGAGGAGCUGUUAAAGGUAGCUACUGCUCUGGAAAAAGAAACUCUACAACUUAGAGAUCAACUUGAAAGACUGGAAAAAGAACUUAACCAUGAAAAGCAGAGAUGUGAUCAACUCCAAACAGAGCAAAAGGAUAAUCUUCAAGCAUCAGAAACUCUUAAAAUUGAAAAUGAAGAACUAAAGAAAAAGUAUGAUGAGACUACUUCGAAAGUUCUCCAACUUGAAGAAGAUAUCAUGACUGUUACUCAGAAAGCUAUUGCAAAAGAAACUGAGUUAGACAGUCUGAAAGACAAAUUGAAGAAAGUCGUCUUUGAGAGAGAACAACUUGAAUGUCAGUUAAAGACUGAAAAGGACGAGAAGGAACUUUACAAGAUACACUUGAAGAAUACAGAAAUAGAAAACACCAAGCUAGUAAAAGAGGUCCAUACAUUAAAGAAUUUGGAUGCAAACAAAGAAAAUAUGAUAUCCCAUUACAAAGAGGAGGUUGGCAAGUUACAGCUAUGUAUAGCUGAAAAAGAAAACCUGAAGAGAGCUUUCUUGCUUUCCUCCUCAAACAAGGAGGAUGCAGAUAUUUUAAAGGAACAACUUCGGAAAGCUGAAGAUCAUAUUCAGGCUAGCAAGCAGGAAGCUGUCUUAAUGUCAAAAGAGCUGAGUGAUACAGUAAAUGUGCGAGAUAAGACAAUGGCAGAUCUUCAUAGUGCUCGAUUGGAAAAUGAGAAGUUGAAGAAGCAGCUUGCUGAUGCUGUAGCUGAGCUUAAAAAAGUCACUCUUGUAAAAAAUGAACAGGAAAUUUUGAGCACAGUAGAGCAGGAACUGCGCAGAGAGGUUGAGGAUCUGAAGCUUCGUCUGCAGAUGGCUGCUGACCAUUAUCGAGAAAAGUUCAAGGAAUGCCAAAAGCUCCAAAAACAAGUGAAUAAACUUGUAGAUCAGACAAAAACUGCAGGGAACCAACAGAAAGUGACAGAUGCCUCAAACAUUGAGACAGCUACUGCAGUCGUUACAGCUAGCCCCAUUUCACCUGAUAUAGUUUCAGAGUUCGUGGUAAAGGAGCAAGCAUGUGAAAUGAACAAAGAAAUUGCUGAGAAAACAGAGAAGUAUAAGAAAUGCAAGCAAAUGUUAUCAGAUGAGAAAAUGAAAUGCAGUGUUUAUGCUGAUGAAUUGGCCAAAUUGGAGCUGAAAUGGAAAGAACAAGUGAAAAUCAGUGAGAGUGCAAAACUCCAGCUAGCAGCAAUGGAGGACCAGUAUAAAGUUCAGCUGGCAGAAAAGGAGAGAACAAUAAAAGAGCUGAUAUCACAUUUGGAGGUCUUCACCAGUGAGAAGGAACUUGGCAGGAUUCCAGAAAAUCAAGCUGAAAGGAUAAAUAAGGGACAGAUUUCUCAGCAAGAUUUACAUUUUCUCAGUCCAUACUCAGAGGAGAGGGGACUGGUGGUUCCUGCAGUGCCAAGUAGACUACCAGUUCUGCAGUUUGGAAACCCUUACGCAAUCCAGGAAACAAGAGAUGGAGCAGAUGGUGCUUUUUAUCCUGAGGAGCUCCAAAGGCUGCCUGUAAGGACUUCCUCUUGGGAACUGGAAGACAACGUAGUCUGCAGUCAGCCUGCUCGCAACCUUAGUCGGCCUGAUGGUCUGGAAGACCCUGAGGAUAGCAAUGAUGAUGAUGAGACUGUACCUUCUGCUCCUGAUCCUCCAAGUCUUCUCUUACAUGAGCGUGGAACAGGUUUUUGUUUUGACUCCAGUUUUGAUGUCCACAAGAAGUGUCCCCUUUGUGAAGUGAUGUUUCCUCCUAACUAUGACCAGAGCAAGUUUGAAGAACAUGUCGAAAGUCACUGGAAGGUGUGCCCCAUGUGCAGUGAGCAGUUCCCUCCUGACUAUGAUCAGCAAGGCUUUGAAAAGCAUGUUCAGACGCACUUUGAUCACAAUGUUUUAAAUUUUGACUAGAUAAGUAUAAGUAAUUUUUGUUUGGGUUUUUUUGUAGUCAAGUUUAAAAAACAUCUCCACCAGGCAGUCCACCUAGAGAAAAGAAAAUGCAGCUUUCAUAUAACUUAAUGCAGAUAUCUAAAUGCUACUUUCAGUAUACAAUACUCUACAGUGUAAUUGGAGUUAAGGUAAAUCUUUGGCCUAUCAGCAAUUGUCAGGUUAGCCUCUCUUAAUCUAAUAUUCUAUAAGGAAAAAAAUCCACCUUGUAUAUGUGUCUGUGUUUAUUCCCUGUUUAGUGAAACCUGUAAGGACACAGGGAGAACUUGGAUGUGAUUGGCCUCAGAAACAAAGUCUUAUUUCUUGGUGCUGUUAGUUACACAGACCGACUGGAGGUUUCUCUUGACCGUGAUAAUUGGAGCAUGAUUAAAUAUUAAAACUUACAGUAUGUAAUAAAAGGAUGUUUCUCAUAGUAACCUUGUGAAGUAUUUCUUUGGAUAACUUGAUUCAGAACAUUACAUAAUUUAUCCUAUGAAAAUAUAGUUUUCUAAUCUACUUCAGAAAUGUAAUGUAGUUGCAUGUAUUGAGAGACUACAUGCUUGCAACAAAAAAUAAUUUAUGGCAAAUACUUUAAGACAAACAUUUUAUAAGUAAAAGUAGAGAAUAACUUUAAAUAAAGUACAUUUAUGCUCUAAGGAAGUAUUUUUAUUAAUUGAAAGGAACUGUUAUGCUUAGGAUGACUAAAAAAUAUUUUUUUAAAAAUCACUACCAUUCAGUUUAAUUUGCACUUAGUAGAAAAUAUUGUUUGGAGAAACUCAUCGUGUAUGUUUUCACACAGAAUCAAAUAGUACCUUUUUUUUUUUUUGGACUAGGGUUUUAAAAAUCUUUUACAUUUUAAUUUUGCACAUUCUUUCCACUAUGUAACUAUCAGUAUGUAUAUCUAAAAACAUUUUAUAUUUAAAGAAUUACUUUAAAAUAUGUACUAACUAAACCAAGAAAGUAAUAUGUUCCUUUGGAUAAAAUAAUUUGGUUUUCACCUGUUGUACAGUAGUCUUGUUGCAUUAAAGACAAAAUUGUUCAUGGA
Mauremys mutica (yellowpond turtle) is the source of this 3631-nucleotide messenger RNA. RefSeq names its product Tax1 binding protein 1 (gene TAX1BP1). Lineage: Eukaryota; Metazoa; Chordata; Testudines; Geoemydidae. Gene Ontology annotation, biological process: negative regulation of apoptotic process. Bases 142 to 2571 code for a protein of 809 amino acids. The transcript is spliced from 18 exons. The record is from RefSeq and is a predicted model, not a curated record.